UUCAAUUGCCGGGAAACUCUCUCUCUCUCUCUCCCUCCACUUUCAUGAACUCCAUCACCUUCAACUCGCUCGCCAGGUUCAUGCGCUUCCCUCCGGGAAAGGUCGUCCGCAUCGGCUCCUUCCUCUCUCUCCCCUCGACGACGACGACGACGACGCUUCCCCUCCCGCUUUUCCCGGGAGACAAGCCUGCCCUCCGUUCGCUCUGCUCCUCGCGCUCCCUCGUCGACGUGCCGACCCUGACGGAGCUGGUGUCGAAGCAGCACUACUCGGAGCUCAAGGCACGCCUCCGGGGCUCGGGCUCCGACCCCGCCGCGAUCCUCCGACAAUUUCUCGAUUCCGGGUCCGACCCGGAUCUCGCUCUCAGGUACUUCAGAUGGUCCCGGGACGAGCUAGGGCUCUCCCACCCGCUUGAGCUCACUUUCAGGCUCGCGCACUCGCUGGCGGAUGCCAAGAAGUACCCGAAGGUGAGGUCUUUCUUGGAUGAAUUCGUGAGGGUGAGCGAUGGGGACACGGUUUCUUCGAUAUUUCACUCCAUAUCGAAUUGUGGCGGCGGGUUCUGCAAUGGGUCGAUCAUCGUUGACAUGUUGGUGUGGGCAUAUGCGAAGAAUGGGAAGACCCAGAUGGGUUUUGAGGCAUUUAAGCGGGCUGGUGAUUAUGGGUAUAAGCUGUCGGUUGUUUCUUGUAACCCAUUGAUGAGUAAUUUGGCGAACGAGGGGGCGGUUGGGGAUUUGGAGUGGGUUUAUAAAGAGAUGAUCAGGGGGAGGAUUAAGCUCAAUGUGGUGAGUUUCAAUACGUUGAUAUCGGGCUUGUGUAAAGCUCGGAAAUUGAACAAGGCUCGUGACGUGGUCGAAGACAUGAAGGCUUGCGGGGUAUCCCCGAACGUGGUCACUUACAAUGCCCUCAUUGAUGGACACUGUAAAAGCGGGGGAUUGACCAGAAUGUAUAAGGCAGAUGCAACUCUAAAGGAGAUGAUCGAGAGCAAAAUCCGCCCUAAUGAGAUUACAUACAAUAUUCUCAUGGAUGGAUAUUGCAAGGACGAAAAUAUGGUAGCUGCAGUUAAGGUAUUCGAGGAAAUGCAGAGGCAAGGAUUGAAACCUAAUCUUGUCACGUAUAAUUCUUUGAUCAAUGGGCACUGUAAUAGUGGGGAGAUUAGUAAGGCUGUUAGCUUGCGAGAUCAAAUGUUGAGUUCUGGUUUGAAACCAAACAUUAUCACCUAUAAUGUGCUCAUACAUGGGUUUGGGAAGAAUGGUAUGUUUAAGGAAGCUAAAGAGAUGCUUGAUGUCAUUGAGAAAGAAGGGUUGGUUCCCAAUGUGGUCACAUUCAACAUUCUAAUUGAUGCUUGCUGUAACAGUGGAAAAAUUGAAGAAGCAUUCUUGAUUCAUGCUUCAAUGGCGAGCAAGGGUGUUCUCCCUGAUAUUUUAACAUAUAAUAGUUUGAUUACUGGUCUAUGCAGAGAAGGGAAAAUGGAUAAGGCUGAGAAACUGUUUGGGGAGAUGAAGGAUAACAGCUUAAAGCCCAAUGUGGUCACGUAUAACAUAUUAAUUGGUUCAUUGUGCAAGAAGAGAGAGUCUAGAAAGGCACAUAGGCUCUUGGAUCGUAUGGUUAAAAUUGGUUUGAGUCCCAAUCAUGUGACUUAUGAUACUCUAAUGGAUGGAUAUUGCACAGAAGGGAAUCUCAGAGCAGCAGUGAAGGUUAGGGAACUAAUGCAGAAAGAAGGGUUGCGAGCAAAUAUUGCUACAUUUAACGUGUUGAUUAAGGGUUUCUGCAAGCAGGGAAAACUAGAAAAUGCAAAUAGCCUGCUUAAUGAAAUGUUGGAGAGAGGCAUGGUGCCAAAUCGAACUACCUAUGAUAUAAUUAGAGAGGAGAUGUUAGAUAAGGGCUUUGUACCAGAUAUAGAUGGGCACAUGUAUAAUGUUUCGGGCUGACCAAUCACAAUACUUGAAGGAGACAGCCAUUUUUGUUUCAUAUUGCCUGUGUCUGGUGGGAUUUCACAAGCUAUUGUGCCAAGGAAGCAGUUAGAUGAACCAUGGGAGAGCAAGAAUUCACAGAACUGUCAUCUUGGCAUGGCUAAUGCACUGGAGGUUCAAAAUCAUCCCCUCCAAUAAGUUAAGAUGGUUGUUUUUGCAUUUACUUCAGGAUAUCAAAUUUGCUCGUGGAGAUUUUACCGCAAGGUUUCCUAAGAGAAUUGAGCCCAACAAGGAUAAAAUUCCAGCUCAGGUUUAUGAGGCUUGUUUGAGUGAUUUUGAUGUGACCCAGAAAUAUGUGGAUUGUUUGACUGCACCUGCCAUGGGGAAAGUCCAGGUCUGUGAGUUCGUCCACAGUUUUAACUUUAAAGAUUGAUUGGAGAUAAUUUUUAGUAAUGUUCUUUUUUAAUUUGACUAUGGAAUCUGGUAAACCCAUCAUUUGUGACCUUUAAUUUGCGAAGGCAUAAAUUGUUGCUCUGAUUGGGAGACAUUGAAGUUAAAUACACUGUGGAGAUUAAAAAUGCAUGAUAUUACAUCCAGAAGAACAGUGAAAAAGGAAGUUAUAUUUCAAAUUUGUUGUUUCUAUCUAGAGAGUAGAUAGUGAUUAGUUUAACAGUUUUCUGGAUGAAGUAUAGGUUCCUUUGAACAUGAAGUUUUUCUUGGGUUCAUGAGACUUUGCUUCGGCAAGAUUGUAUGUAAUCAAUCUCUAAGUGAUCUCAUAGGCAUGGUGACUAGUGAAGUGAAUUAGCAUGGGCAAUCUUUUGGCAUGCGCUUCUGUGUCAGGUUCUGUUGUUGCAUUCUGUAGCUCUUCAGUUAUUCAUUACAUAGUACCUUGAGUUUCUAAUCAGUGUUUGUGUUGUCCACGCUGUGACGCAGAUGACAAUAUGUUCUUUAAUCAUCUUUCUGGUUUUCAAUUAAUCUUCUCUUUUCCUGAUUGAGUUCUCUAGUUAAUCUCUUUUCUCCUUACCUUUUUGAAAUAGUUCAUCUAUAAUCAUGCGCACCAGGACUACCAGGUACUUAAAAUGUGAGUCUGCAAAAGAGGUUCCCCCUCCGCUGGUGCAGACAAAAAGGGAGGAUAAAACGAAUUGCUUUUGCUGCAAAGACCUUUACCAAAUGUAAGGAUCACCAUAACCUUGGCAACCGAAGUUCAAGAUGACUAGCUCUGGCCAUUUUGAAAAUAAAAAUAAUAGACUAUAGCAGCUUGGAGGAGCAACAUGGAUGAGCUUGCACUCAACUUGUGAGGAAGCCUUGAUGUGCAUUUUUUUGCCCAACUGUCGUCAUAUAUAUUCUGACCUUCCUUGAAGAUCAAAGGAUAGAGAAGUUAUUAAUCCUAUCAUAGUACUUAUGAACAAUGUUUGGGAAGACUUCUCGGCAGUUGUGUAUAAGAUAUUGUGACAACUAUCGUUGUGCUUUAACUAAUUACUCUUAAGGUUGUCCUUUUUCUUUUUGGUUCAAGAUUCAAUCUUUGAUCUUCA
Messenger RNA from Eucalyptus grandis, 3439 nucleotides. Its product is annotated as pentatricopeptide repeat-containing protein At1g09820. The record is from RefSeq and is a predicted model, not a curated record. NCBI's taxonomy places the organism in Eukaryota, Viridiplantae, Streptophyta, Magnoliopsida, Myrtales, Myrtaceae. Gene Ontology annotation, molecular function: protein binding.